Aphanomyces invadans is the source of this 2329-nucleotide messenger RNA. RefSeq lists its product as hypothetical. The record is from RefSeq and is a predicted model, not a curated record. Gene Ontology annotation, molecular function: ABC-type transporter activity; ATP binding; ATP hydrolysis activity. Bases 49 to 2286 code for a protein of 745 amino acids. The transcript has 12 exons. NCBI's taxonomy places the organism in Eukaryota, Oomycota, Saprolegniomycetes, Saprolegniales, Verrucalvaceae. Gene Ontology annotation, cellular component: membrane.
GUUGGAUUUGGAUCGUGUGUCUUUUCAAUCCACGGGGGCGACGGCGGCAUGGACCAGCUGACAAAUGCGCUGGCGUUCGCCAACUGCUCGCUCUCCAACGCAAAAGCGUAUGAGCUCGUCUUGGACGUCGGGUCGGCGCGGCAGUUGGAGCUCGCAUUGGUUGAAACACAGUACAGCGACGUCCUACUUGGUGUGAGUUUUUUUACCGUGUUUGGCAUUUGUCUCUGCUCGUUGUACGCGUUCUACCGCAGCCACAUCUUUCACUUGCACGUACGCGCGGAGAUUUCUCAACUUGCUGUAACGACUCGAGAGCGCAAGUCGUUGCCGCCAAGUCAAGGCACACUCAUGGGCCAUGCCAUGGACAAAUCGCCCACCGCUGGCCCAUGCACCAUCUCGUUUGCAUAUUUGUCAUACUUUGUCCAAGAAACAUCGAGGAAAGGCGCCCCUGAAAAACAAAUCAUGCACGACGCGUCGGGAACAUUUCACCCAGGGCGGCUCACCGCCAUUAUGGGGCCGUCCGGGUCGGGAAAGACCACGUUGCUCAAUCUGGUGAGUGGUCGCGUCUUCAGUGGGAGCUACCAUGGAUACCGCAUGCUCAACCACGAAUUGACGCCGCCAAAAGACUACGAUGUAUUCAUGUCGUCGCAAGGCUAUGUCGAGCAAACAGACACGUUUAUUGAGACGAUGACAGUGCGCGAGAGCUUGCUCUUUUCCGCUUACCUCCGUCUUCCCGACUCGAUGACGCUUCGGGAGAAAAUCUCCCGCGUCCAGACGAUCCUGCACGUCGUGCAGCUGGACGACGCAGCCAACACGGUCAUUGGAGGGCUCAUCAGCGGGAUCAAGGGCCUGUCUGGCGGUCAAAAACGUCGGCUUUCCAUUGCCACGGAGCUCCUUCGUCUUCCGUCAGUGCUCAUCCUCGACGAACCCACGAGUGGUUUGGACUCAACGUCGUCGCUUUUGCUUGUGCAAAUGCUGGCGUCGCUUGCGAUCCAGCAAGGGCUCACCGUUGUCUCGACCAUCCAUCAGCCCCGUGCUGAAAUCUAUGACCUGUUUCACGAUGUCGUGCUGAUGGACCGAGGCGGCUUCCUCAUCUACUGCGGGCCGUCCCUCGAAGCCAAGACACACUUGGCGGCCGUCGGAAACCUCGCGAUCAAGCCCGAGGACUACAUCAACCCCGCGGACUUUAUCAUUGACGCGCUCGGGCUGGACCCCGAAAAAGAAUGGACGAAAUCAGCAUCGAUGGUUCAAGUCGCGACGAGUGACUCGUCGCCGUUCUUGGACCACUGGAAGCAAAGUAAGUACUUUGCCGCGCUCAUGCAAGCCGUCGCGCGCUACACGGACGUCCCCGUCGGCCGAGUGUACAAGGUGCCAAAGCAGUCGUGGCUUCAUGUCCAGACAUGGACUUGUUUUGAGCGGCGGUACAGUCGCCUGUACGGGAAAAAGGUCGACUUGGUCUUCAAGAUUGGCCAGAUUGUAGCGGUAGCGAUCGUCAUCACGACCGCCUUUAGCUACACGCCGCUGAGCGAACUCACAAACGACCCGCGGCUUACUCCCACCGACAAGCAGAUCAUUCGUCAUUACGGGCUGCUGUACCAGAAUGUCAUGCUGCUCUUCACGAUCAGCGCGUACGGCCUCGUGACGGAAUACCUGAACAACGUCCCCGAGUACUUUGUCGAGCGUCCGUUGCUCCUGCUCGAGCGCAAGUCCAACGCGAUCAGCUACUACCCUUACGUAUACGCGGCCUUUCUCAUUGAGACGUUUGAAGGCGUGGUCAACUCGAUCGUCCUCAUGACGGUGGCGCUCGUCCUGCACAACUGGAACGGUCUCUCCGCGCGGUCCAUCUUAUCGCUCUACCUCAUUUUCAUCUUGAGUACGUUGGCAUGGCAGAGCAUCGUGUGCUUUGCAUGCUCCGUGAGCCACCGCACCCCCGUCGUGUACAGCGUCCUGUUCAUGGUGCUCGGGGUCGGCUUCCUCUUCUCGGGCGUGUGCGUCGGAUACAACGACAUGUCUCCGAUUUGGUACUGGAGCUACUUUGGGAUGGCGCCGGCGCUCAUGGCGCGGUCUCUCAUUGUCGCGAGCACGAGCUCCGAGUUGCAAGUGCAGAUGCUUGUGAGCAGCUCCAUGCUCAACAUGUCCUUGGACGCCAUGUUUGACGUCCUCGUCGCAUCGAUUGUGGGAUUUCGGUUGUUGGCGAUUGCGACGUUUUACGGCCGUGAAUACUUUGCCAAACAGAUCAAGUUCAAGUCGGUGGACUGGAUCGAAGCCCGGUUGCGCAGCUUUGUCUAGCUGCCGACGAUUUGUUGCGGCUUCAUACAUGCUGUACUUUUCG